This is a messenger RNA of Closterium sp. Naga37s-1, 533 nucleotides long. Lineage: Eukaryota; Viridiplantae; Streptophyta; Zygnematophyceae; Desmidiales; Closteriaceae. The record is from the annotation of a GenBank genome assembly.
AUGAUGCCAGCCUCCGCGCCGCACACGUUAGUGCAUUCGCCUGCGCCACUCCCCACGUCGUCCCACGGGGCAACCGUCCGCCCGCGCUUCCGCAUUGCAGCAUGCCCCUUGCCAACAUCACUCCGCGCAAAUGCUCUCUUUCGCCCGCCAGAUGCGAUCUCGCUCCACGCGAGCGCGAGCGCGGAUAACCGUUGGCGGAACCGCUUGAGGCGGGAGAGGAGGGAAUGGCGGAAGCUCCGCGCUCAAGCCGACGACUCCACUGGAAGGGCGCAGGCAGAUGAUCGAGCUUCCGCACAGCCGCCCGUUGGCGCGGAAAGGGCGGAGACGACGGCGCAGGUGGCGGAGGCACAGCGCGCGGAGGAGCCCGCGGAGGCGAACAGCGCGGUGUCCACUCUCGUGACGCUCUUCCCCCUGUGGGUCGCACUCGCGUGUGCUGCCGCCCUCCGAUGGCCGGCACAUUUUGUCGUUUUCCAGGGCAGCCGCUUUGUAGUGGGCGGGCUUGCGCUCACAAUGCUGAGUGAGUGGACGGCAGG